AUGCCUCAAGAUGGCGGCCAAUGCGGGAUCAAUGUUUCAAUAUUGGAAGCGCUUUGAUUUACAACAACUGCAGAGAGAACUAGACGCCACCGCCACACAGCUCGCCAACAGACAGGAUGAGAGCGAACAGUCCAGGAAGAAACUCAUCGACCAGAGCCGCGACUUCAAGAAGAACACGCCGGAGGAUGUCAGAAAGCAAGUGGCUCCUCUGCUCAAGAGCUUCCAGGGAGAGAUCGAUGCCUUGAGCAAAAGAAGUAAAGAAACAGAAGGCUCCUUCUUGAACGUCUACAAGACAUUAAUAGAUGUCCCAGACCCUGUCCCUGUGCUGGAGUUGGGUCAGCAGUUACAGCUGAAGCUCCAGCAGAUGCACGACAUCGAGACAGAGAACCUCAAACUCAGAGAGACUCUAGAGGACUACAACAAAGAGUUUACUGAGGUCAAGAACCAGGAGGUGACUAUUAAAGCCCUGAAGGAGAAGAUACGGGACUAUGAGCAGUCCCUGAAGAACCAGGCUGAGAACCUGGUCCAGGAGAAACAGGUCCAGCUCCACAAUGACUAUGCAGAGAAGGAGAGAAAGUUCCAGGAGAGCCAGGACUCCAUGUCCUCUAAGCUGGUUGAGGCUGACCACAAGGCCCAGGCCUUACAGACAGCUCUUGAAACAACUCAGGCAGAGCUCUUUGAUCUGAAGACCAAGUAUGACAAGGACUGCACAGCAAAGGCCGAUGAGAUUGAAAUGGUGAUGACCGAUCUAGAGAGAGCCAAUCAGAGGGCAGAGGUAGCACAGAGAGAGGCGGACACUCUGAGGGAGCAGCUGACCUCUUCUAACCAAUCUCUGCAGCUGACCACACAGAUCCAGACCACCCCAGAAAUGGACCAGGCGGUGGAGGCCCUGUCCCGCUCCAGUCUGGAGGCAGAGCUGGGGGCCAAGGACAGGGAGAUGGUUCAGCUGGUGGAAGAUGUUGAGAGACUGCAGGCCAGCCUGUCUAAACUCAGAGAGAGUACCAGCACACAGGUCACACAGCUGCAACUACAGCUCAGCACCAAGACGGCCAGCCUCAAGCAGCUGGAGGGAAAGCUGCAGGAACAAGCUGACUAUGAGGAGGUGAAGAAAGAGCUGAGACGCCAAUGCAGAUAAUCAACCAAAAGGGAUUACUACAAAACACGAUCAAUGAGUUAGCCAGGUAGAUAUUCAGAAAUCACUUUAUCUAUUAUUAUUAUUUUAGAAAGAUACUCUUGACAUGGUCAAAUGGACUCCACAUCCAAAAACACAUCUCAGCUUUAUAGUAUCAGUAGUAUCAAUAGUACUCAAUAGUAUCAAUGGUACUCAAUAGUACUCAAUAGUAUCAAUAAUACUCAAUAGUAUCAAUAGUACUCAAUAGUAUCAAUAGGAUCAAUAAUACUCAAUAGUACUCAAUAGCAUCAAUAGUACUCAAUAGUAUCAAUAGUAAUCAAUAGUAUCAAUAAUACUCAAUAGUAUCAAUAGUACUCAAUAGUUUCAAUAGUACUCAAUAGUAUCGAUAGUACUCAAUAGUAUCAAUAGUACUCAAUAGUAUCAAUAGUAGUCAAUAGUAAUUUCUGGUUGCUUAUCAAAGUUUCCGUAGCUGGCUAACUCAUUGAACCUGCUUUGUGGUAUACCCCUCUCAUGACUUCCGAGUGGCACAGCGAUCCGACACACUGCCUCUCUGUGCUCGAGGCGUCACUACAGACACCCUGGUUCGAAUCCAGGCUGAAUCACAACCGGUCGUGAUUGGGAGUCUCAUAGGGCGGUGCAUUAUUAGCCCAGCGUCGUCCGGGUUAGGGUUUGGCCCGGUGUCGGCCGUCAUUGUAAAUAAGAAUUUGGUCUUAACUGACUUGCCUUGUUCAAUAAAAGUUACAUAAAAUAAAUAAAAUACUGUGCCUCCAGAAA
Oncorhynchus masou masou (cherry salmon) is the source of this 1906-nucleotide messenger RNA. RefSeq names its product protein CASP-like. Gene Ontology annotation, biological process: regulation of transcription by RNA polymerase II. Gene Ontology annotation, cellular component: nucleus. Gene Ontology annotation, molecular function: RNA polymerase II transcription regulatory region sequence-specific DNA binding; DNA-binding transcription factor activity, RNA polymerase II-specific. NCBI's taxonomy places the organism in Eukaryota, Metazoa, Chordata, Actinopteri, Salmoniformes, Salmonidae. The record is from RefSeq and is a predicted model, not a curated record. The coding region runs from base 11 to 1135 and encodes 374 amino acids. The transcript is spliced from 13 exons.